This is a messenger RNA of Anopheles aquasalis, 5255 nucleotides long. It is a transcript of the gene koi, whose product is annotated as Sad1 and UNC84 domain-containing protein klaroid. Gene Ontology annotation, molecular function: protein-membrane adaptor activity. The record is from RefSeq and is a predicted model, not a curated record. NCBI's taxonomy places the organism in Eukaryota, Metazoa, Arthropoda, Insecta, Diptera, Culicidae. Gene Ontology annotation, cellular component: meiotic nuclear membrane microtubule tethering complex; nuclear envelope.
GUUUUUAUAGCAACAUGGUGAUUCAAAUUUUAACGGCAUCCGACAGUGUUGCCAGCUGCUGACACUGGAAGCGUGUGUACGUGCUCGGUUUCAAAACUUAUGCUGUCAACCGCUGCGGUGACGUCAUGAACUUUUGUCCCUCGAGUUUUCGUUUGUAAUUCUGUGCUGUAAAAAUGAUCAAAUAACGUUGUAAACGCCACCAACCAUCACUGGAAAGGUAGUUAAUCGACGCGCAAGGAUACCGUGCAUCGGGAUUUCAAGGGCUGAAGAUACCAAAAAAUUGAAAAAAGGCUUGUAUAAGGAAACAGAGAUUGUCGUAGAAACCCACCCUUGAUAGUCCUAGUGAAGCAGUUGUUGAACGCAGACGACAGGAUGUCGGAAAUACAGAGUGGAGGUGCGGACCUGCGGCGCCGUUCGCGCUCAAUGACGCCCAACAGCUUGAACCUGCGUGUCAGCUCGGAUCGUGAGCAGAACGGUUCAGAUCCUUCACCCAACCGCAAAACUCGCAAAGCGCCGACCGUCGGUACGAUCGAGGAAAAAGAUGAGUCUACACCAACGCAGAACCGUGGCAGUUCGGUGCGUAAAACCCGCAUCGUCACUUCGGACUACUCAUCGGAAGAGACCUCACCGGAGACGGCACGUGCGGCGGCUGCGGCCGUCGCUGCGAAUGCUAACGAACAGUUGGCCAAAUCGGUGGCACAAUUAACAAAAUCAUCCACCACAACCACCUCAACCACAUCCAGCAGCAGCGUGGUCGUCGUCAGUGGAGAAGUACGGGCAGAAGAGAAGAGGAUCACCGUAACGAAAGUCAGCAAUAAUAAUGCUGCGUCUGCAUCACCAAAGAAAGAUACCAUCAGUCAGCAGCAGCAACAGCAAAAAGUGCCCAUCAUCUCAGUGCCUGUGGAUGCUCAACCGGCCGCGGCCGGUAAGAGGAUCACUUCUUCCAGCAGUACUACCUCCACCAGUACCGUGUCCAGUAAGACCGUUUCCGGUGGGAGCACGAUUCGAACGAGCACCCCGAAAAAUGCGGUCACAACCAGAUCAGCAACUGCAGCAUCAUCGGCUGCUAAGAUCGUGCUUACACCGGAAGAGCUUAAGCAGCACGCUGCAUACAAAGAGUACAUUGAAGCAGGUGAAUACUGGAACAAGUACCCGAAGACGGAUUACACCUACUCGGAGCUGUCACCACAUCGGCGGGAAGUGGCACCAGGGCUGAUUGCCAUGCCGAACAUGUCUCGACCCAGCCUGUCCAACCAUGCCGAGCGAGUUCACACGAUGAUCCAACGCGACCCGGAACGUGAAACGUACAUUCGCGAACGGUACGCCGCGGGAGCUCGGUUCGCUAGGCGCGAAGCACAGUACGAUUCUGCCGAUGAGGAUGAUUAUUUCUCCCAGCAAGCACACCUGAGACAACAGAAGCGUGUAACCAUUGAGAAACGUUCGAUAGUGAGCCGUUUCUUCCUGGCAAUCGUCACGUACGUGUUCAGUUGCUAUGAUACCGUUCGCUCAGUGUUUACCAGAAAGUCCGAUGAGCAGCAGCAACUCUACUACACGCGCAUCGUGGAUGAGCGAGGAUUCUUUGCCCGAGUGUACGGGGCCAUCUCGUCGUUCUUCAUCCACCUAUUCAAGCGCGUCUACUUGCUGAUCUCCUCCGUGUUGUAUCUGGAUGCCUGGUUACUCCAAACGUCUGCUGUCAAUCAGGAACAACAGCUUUUGGCUGCUGGGCAACGUAAACGUCGCUUUUUGCUGUUUCUACUGGUGCUGCUACCAUUCCUGCUGAUUGGUGCAUAUCUCUUGGCAGACGAAGACCAUACGAUCGUACUGCCGGCAUCUUCACGCGCUACAAUAGCAUUAUCAUCGUUUUCACGUGCUCUACCGGAACACUUGAGGGACGCAAAGAUUACCGUGGAACAGCUCUACGAAUACGUUAGCAAUUCUAAACCAGUGGAAGGUUUCCGAUCUGCUAGUUGGCCCUCAUUCUGGACGCUUUUACCGUCCUUCGGAUGGCUGUCAAGUCUAUCAUGGCCAACGUUUUCAACAAGAGAAGGUACAGCGAGUGGUCCGCAAUCGUCCAUCCAUGAUACUCUGCGCCGUACACUGAGCAGGGAGGAAUACGAAGAGCUAAUGCACCAUAUUGAUUCAUAUAUCGAUGGACUGUUGGAGCAAAAGUAUGCUUCCAAGCUGGUGCAAGCUGUGCGCGAGACGGAAGAGCGCGAAAAAGGACAAAAACAGAGUGCCAUUACACCGGAAAUAACAGCGCACGUCGCGAGUAUUAUUCAGCAAAGCUUAAGCACCUACAACUACCGAUUGACGGACGGUGACAUUGAGAAUGUGGCCCAAAGAGUACACCAAACGAUGCUAACAACGUAUCCGGCAGUGUUUGAUGCUGAGCGCUUGUUAAAGCAGACCCAGGAACGUAUCAUAAACGAGGGUAGGCCCGAAGUAUCGAAGGAAUACAUUGCAGAGAUACAGCGGAUAGUUGAGCAACAGAUAAGCAUUACCAACAACCAGUAUAUCAUCGAAGGACAUCAGUUGGAAGAGCUUCUUACGAAGAUACUCAGCUCCAAUCAGUUGCUGACGUUGAUUGACCAUCGAAUCGAUGCUAAGGCGCAAACUAUUCAAACAGAAGCCGACCAGCGGCGGAAUGCUUUGGUGGAAUCACUUCAGAAGGAACUGAGUGAUAUCAAAGCGCACUUCAAUCAGCAACUGCUAGAUAGUAGUGCACAGUGGGAAGAUCGGUUACAGCUCGUGGCACAAAAUCACGCCAAGCUGGGCGAUCAGCUCAGUGCCUAUCGAUUGGAGAACGAUAAGCUCUACCAACGGCUGCUAACGAAUAUCGAUGGCCGACUAGAUGCCAUUCGUGCAGAACGCUUCGAAGGAGUUAAUAAGGUUGUAAGGGAAAACAUACUCACCAUUCUUGGACUCAAUCUGCAGCAGGAUAUCCCGGAGGGUGAUUUGCGAUCAUGGAUCAAUGGAGUAUUUGUAGCACGCGAACACUUGGAGGAACGACUGGCAGAGCUGCUGCGGGAAGUGAAAACCGAGCGGCAAUCAGACAUAGAACAAGGUGUCGCCCAACUGAUGGCGGACAUUGGGGAGCAGCUUCGGAAUGAGAUGAAGCUACGGUUGGAAGAAGUGCACUUGGCAAACAUCAAACAAUCGGAUCAUUCUGGUGAUGGCCAACCAACGGAACAAUCGGCGGGCACCUUAACGGAGAAUGAUGUUAAACGAAUCGUCCGUGAAGCGCUGGUUAUCUACGAUGCUGAUAAGACGGGUUUAGUCGAUUAUGCUCUGGAAACGGCCGGUGGUCAAGUGCUUUCGACACGCUGCACAGAAAACUACAAAUCCCAUUCGGCCGAGUUCCGCAUAUUUGGCAUUCCGAUCUGGUAUCCAUCCAACACACCGCGAACCGUCAUUUCGCCAACGAUGGAACCGGGACAAUGUUGGGCUUUCCAAGGGUUCCCCGGCUAUCUCGUCAUACAAUUAAACACCCGAGUAAUCGUGACGGGCUUUACGCUGGAGCAUAUCUCUAAGCUUCUAGUCGCCCAAGGAUCAAUAAGUUCUGCCCCGAGAGCGUUUACCGUUUGGGGUCUGCGAGUGCUAGAGGAUCCCGAGCCUGUCCUGCUGGGUAGCUACGAGUAUCGGGACCAGGCGGGCAGCAGCCUUCAGUACUUCCCGGUACAGAACAAACAGUGGCAGGAACCGCUGCAGAUCGUCGAGCUGCGCAUCGAGUCAAACCAUGGCAACAUUCACUACACCUGUCUGUACCGGUUUCGGGUGCACGGUGACAAGGUUGACUAUGCGCGAUAGAGAACCAUCACACCGGAGAGACCGUUUGUUUCCUAUCAGAUCGGGGCGGAUUAUCGAUGUUUUAUUCGAUUUUAGUUUAUUUAUUGCUGUAGUAGUUGCGUUUACGUACAUGUUUGUUUGUCUUGUCUUGUGUCACUCUUCUAAUGUUUUGUUUUUAACCGUAUAUGAACGGCCUAGUUCGUAUCCAUCACAGAUCAUAUACGAUCGAUCAUACCAAAAGUGAAGAGGAGUAGUAACAUUAAUUACCUUUUGUCCAACGAGCAGCCAGUGUUGCUUUCCUUUAAAAUGUGUUAGAUAGUAUGUCAUUUUGUUUCGUUUUGUUUAGAGGAAAAGCAAUAGAGUAUUGAUUUACUCUCGUAGAAUCCGUUGGCAGCAUGCUUUUAUGAUGUUCGGUCAGUUUAAUAGAUAGUGCGCUGUACUUUCCAGUGUUAGGAAAAGAUGAAUAUAGCUAUUGCAGUGUUGUACAAACGAGUAGGAAUAGCUUUAACUGAACGCCAUUACCUCCCAUUGCACUUGUUUUAACUCUUAGUUUAUCCUACUUACAAAUACUACUAACAAAAAGGCCUAACAUCUACUGUACCAUUUCUUUAUUUGUUGUUUUUUUACUGUAAGGUCUCUUACUAGAUUUUUUUUCGUGUUACAAGUAGUUUUCUCGAUUAGAUUUAGUUAGUUAGUUAGCAGCCCUCCUUGUCCUCUUUCUACAGUACUAGUACCUAACCUAGAUGCGAUUACUAGGGCAAUACACUUAAUAGGAAGGAAACGUACCAGAGCGGCCUUAGAAAAAAGUUGAGCAAUGUUAAGCAACUACUUUUAGAGAAAAUGGUGUAACAAGCGAGACUAACACACACAUUACAUACCCGAUACGAUGUGGCACUUUAUAGCCAAGGCGGGUAGAUAAAAAUGAAUGAUUUGGGUGUAAACUUUGUAUUUGAAUACCAUCCUCAUGCAACGCGCAAGCGCUCUACCACCUUCAUCGUAUGUUCUUAAUAUUUGAUUCUUAAACGGAAACCGAGCCUGUGGCCCUCGUUUUUUUUGCAAUAGAGUAAGCGUUUGCCUGAGUUUUAUUUUUGUUAUCCUGGCAGUUUCAGUGUCUGAAUUAGACCAUUCCUUGAAUCCAACAUCUUUCGUCUAUACCUGAGUGAUUUCUGGAUUGCCUAUUGGAUAUUUUAACGUUGAAACAAAUUUACGUAUUUUUGUGAUAGGUUUUUAUUGAAACGAAAAACAAAAUUCGAGUAAUUUAUACACUUCUUUCAGUACAAAAUUGGCAGUUAGAAAAUGUUCAUUACUUUUGAAAAAAAAAACGGUAAACUGAACCUGUAGAAUGACAGGGAGGGUAGAUUGCGUGAAAGGCUGGCCAUGGCAUGCACUCAAAGGAUUGCUUUAACGACUAGCCCACUCCAAGGAAAACGAACUCUAGCAGUUAAGCGCAGCCGAGGACUCAAAUCAAA